This is a messenger RNA of Penicillium vulpinum, 987 nucleotides long. RefSeq names its product cysteine-rich secreted protein. The transcript has 2 exons. The record is from RefSeq and is a predicted model, not a curated record. Lineage: Eukaryota; Fungi; Ascomycota; Eurotiomycetes; Eurotiales; Aspergillaceae. Bases 1 to 987 code for a protein of 328 amino acids.
AUGAAGCGCUCUUCUAUCAGCUAUCUCGCUCUCUUCCUGCAGCUACAGACUGCCUAUGGCUACAAGGUCAACGUGAGAGAUAUUCCACCUGAUGCUGAUAUCAUCGGCAAUGGCGUUUGGUGGGGAACUGGUAUGCCUCGUGAUGGCUUUCAAUGCUCGCCAGCCUUUCCUUUGAGCAUCAGUGCCGAUAAGACAGUUGCAACGUGCUGUCUGCCCGGCAACAGUCUCAAGGGGUCUAAGGACACCGAAUGGCACUGCUGCGCUGACGGCCAUGACUUGACCGGAUCCAAAGACAAUGGUUACCAGUGUUGCGCGGAUGGUAGAGAAUGGAACGGCACCGAAUGCAAGGAGAAGACAUGCCCCAAUGGGAAGGUAUUAGUCAAUGGCGUGUGCCAGUGUCCCGAUGGGACAGUUGAAGGUACCGACGGUACUUGCAAGCCUCCUCCUCAAUGUACCUCGGGUCUGACAACCGGCAAAUGCUACGGCUUUGUUGGAACAAAGGGCCUCCCGCUGGCUUUCAAUGAGGGUCAAUAUUCAGAGCGUGCUCCUGGAAAGUAUCCUUGGGUUACUCCAGGCAAAUUCCAGCUCUGUCGCGAUGAGAAUUGCGCCUCCGGUCUCCCUGUUAACCCGGGCACCGAGGUUUAUAUUAAGGACCUCCACUCCAGUCGGGAGCCUGGAAACGACGCCGGCCAGUGGCUCAACAAUAAUCAGAACGGAGCGCACAUCACUAAGACCCCGAACUUCCUCAAUGCCGGAAAAUUCACAUUCACAAAGUGGCCCUGUGGCAAGUACUGUAUUGCCGGACUCGAGGCUGGACUACUCCAGGCUUGCCCCGAUGCGAACCCCGGUCUUACCUUCUCACAGCAGGAUCCCGAGGCUUGCUUAGAGUAUGAAAUUACCGAAGUGCCCUGCUCUAUUCGCGAGGAGUCAAACAACUGUAUUUGGAAGACCGGUGCCAACCAAUGUUGUGGUAAAAUGGAGUGUUGA